This is a messenger RNA of Colletotrichum phormii, 3397 nucleotides long. RefSeq lists its product as uncharacterized. Gene Ontology annotation, biological process: peptidyl-threonine phosphorylation; peptidyl-serine phosphorylation. Gene Ontology annotation, molecular function: protein serine/threonine kinase activity; ATP binding. The record is from RefSeq and is a predicted model, not a curated record. The transcript is spliced from 7 exons. The coding region runs from base 171 to 3119 and encodes 982 amino acids. NCBI's taxonomy places the organism in Eukaryota, Fungi, Ascomycota, Sordariomycetes, Glomerellales, Glomerellaceae.
CUCUUGACCAGCAAUCACCUUAAUCUUGAGCAUCUCUCACAACUAUUGCUGUCGAACAUACUUCACGUCCAGAUUGGAGUUUUGUAUGCGUGGCUUAGCGACUCGCUUGGAAUUCUGACCCGUUCAUAACUACUCGAACCCCCUACCACCUGUCGCCAGACAACGGGAACAUGAAGCGAGACGAUGUGAUUGCUGAAUUCCGGCGAUAUGUCGAUGAGUACGUCCAGAAGCACGAUUGCUACGGCAUGAGGGGAUACGACUCAUACGAGGACAAGCAUGUGCCAUUUGUUCCACGGCGUGCACUCGAGACUUUCUGGACGGAGGAUAACAUGAGACGCGUUUUGUAUGGUCGAGAAGACUGGAUCAAAGACACUACUUCCAUCAUCCAGCCGCAUUACCUCGUUGUUUUCUCCAUCCUCGUCUAUAUGUCGCAGCCACAGCACAUUCCACUGUUCACAGGAGAGUCCGUCGAAGACACGUCUCUGCCACUGGAAGACACACCCCAUGCGUAUUGCGAGGGAGAAGGUUCAGAAGAGAAGAGGUUAUUCGAGGAGUUCCAGAAGGAACAGUGGAAGUUCUGCCCCUUCUUAUUCAAGACUGAAGGAGGGGGCAAACCGCGGAAGAGACACCUUCCGCCUUUACAGAUUAUUCCUGUCAUCGCGAAAGAACGUAUCGAGCACUCAGGGAAUAUCCAAGACGACAAUGUUUGCGUUUAUCGAGUAAAGCUACACCCGCAUUGCUUUUCUGAGCAGUACGUGGUUUUCAAAAUUUAUCGCGACGUAAAUGCGGAGGUCACGCAGCUUUAUGAAAACGAGGUAGAUAUGUACACGCAGCUCGACGACCAGACUACAUCAUAUGAUUCCAUUAUCAAGUAUUAUGGCUCAUUCGAGAUUCCCUGUUUACGGACGAUCAUACUUGAAUAUGCUCCAGGCGGAAAUUUGCAGUCUUUCUUCAAAACAUAUCCUCCUCCUUUGGCUCAGUCAGACCGAAUUAUCUUCUGGGACAGCCUGAUGGGCCUUUUGGGCGGUCUGGAUGCAAUUCACAACCUUAGAAAAAGCCAUGGGGGCAAGGGAAGCUGGAUACUCAGAGGAACUCAUCAAGAUAUCAGACCGCAAAACAUUCUCAUAUGUCCAAGUUCGUCUAACAACAUUUAUGCUGCAAGAUUCAAGUUCGCAGACAUGGGAACAGGCCACAUCAACAGGGCAAGAUAUCAAGGAUUAGAAUUGAAUGCUGAGGACAAUUGGGGGAAUGGGAUGUACAGUGCUCCAGAAGCAUGCCGAGAUCAAGGCGACUCGAAUUCGAUUCGAGGGGAGAGCGAUGUCUGGUCUCUCGGUGCUGUCGCUAGCGAAGCUCUCGUUUGGACGAGAUGGGGAGAAUAUGGACGUGGCCGAUAUCAAGAAGAUCGAGUAAACGAAACCCGUGCAACUGUUUUGAAAGGUGGAGUUCAUGAGGGCGCCUUUCAUGACGGAGCUUUGAUAGGAGCUUGUCUUCUGGACGCAGUGGAUGACUGGCAUCGGAAAGCAAGCAGCUACGCCGGUGAAGAGUCUCAAUGGUUUUCGGAAGUAGGCGAUUUUCUCUUUUCAGGCAUGCUUAUGACAGACCCCAGAGAAAGACUCAAAGCUUUCGAGCUUCAUGCUGCAUGGAAGAGCAAAAUCAUGAACGGUCCUAGCCUGGUUGAGCCACACAAAGAAACAGAGUAUGAUCUGAUCAGGUCUUCGAGGCCUCAUUCAACAUCUCGGAGGAGGGAAACCAGCCCGCUGAGCCGACUCAGUCGACAUCCAGAAGGGCAUCCUUCCGGCAGGAUGGUUGCAACACAGUCCACCGGAUCGGAUUCGGAGUACGCUCCCGGUAUUAUGUUGCAUUCACCAGAUGCAAUCCACGAAGAGACAGGUCCAGGAAGCCUUCCCGAGUCCCGAACAAUACCCCAAAGAGUUCACUCAGUACCCGAUCGACCUAGGCAUGGGCCCGGAAGUUUGUUGAACCACGAACGACAUUUGUCGGUGCCAGGUGCUGCUCAUGCAGCAACCGAAAACAACCGCAGAUCCUUCACAUGGGAAAGACCACUAGAGUCUGUUCCAGCCGAAGACGUCACAAACGCUCUGAAUAUUGAAGCUCAGGCAAAUGCACCGACAGAUGACAGAGCUCAGUUGAUGGGAGCACCUAACCAACCAGCGAGGUUACACACCGCCAUUGAUACCACGGCGCAUAGUUUCCAAAAUGAGGACUUGCCAUAUCGACAGGAGAGACUGCCAUCCUACAGAGGACCUGGCCUCGAUCUCUCUCCUCCAAGUCAUUCUCAGUGGAGUCCGGAACACAUGUCUCCCAAAGAUCUCAAUGAUGAAUUGUUAACGAUGGAAACCAUCUGGAACGUAUGCAUAGAAGGAAAGUACCGCUCACGUUCGCCAUUCGGAAGUUUCCGGAGUAGGGGAAGCACGAGGUCUAAGUUCAAAGGAAAACCUCUAGAGGCCUUCCCGCAGCUUGCUUCAUCCCUUCAGAAGUUGAAAGGAGAGACAGGCCGUGAUCAGAUCUUUCUCGUGGAUGACUCUAGGUCGAUGGAGCCCCAUCAGAAGAAGGUAGCCACGAGUUGCCAAGUUCUCUCCUAUUUGCUCAAAAAGGGAGGAGUUGACCCAAAUUCAACUUUUGAAGUCUAUUUCACCUCAUCCGAACCUCCUCUCCAGUCGACCAGAACUUCAGAGCUUAAGGAAAGCAUCGAGGGAAUGGCGUUCCGUGAAGAACAAUGCAACAUGGGCCCGAGUUUGGACGGUGUCGUCAGCAAGGCUAUCCAGAAUAAGAAGCCGGUCAGCAUAUACGUGUUGACGAAUGGCCACUGGAAUCUCAGGAACCAAGAUAGUUUCUGUGGUGUCGACGGCCCGAUCAAACGACUGGUAACUCAUGUUCAACGAACCAAUGAACAACAAAAUUGGAUCGGUAUUCAGUUCAUUCGGUUUUCUCACGAACCGGUCACCCCUGCUGACAAACUCGGGGAGACUCGGUUGAAAGCGUUGGAUGAUGAUUUGAAGCAGGAGACUGGACUAGACAUCGUCGACACACGGAACUUUGACGCAGAUGUGCGCAAAAUUUUACUCGGUUCAGUCGUACCAGAUGAGGAUAAUUCUUGAAUAUUCCGGCCGUUGGUUCGCUUCAGCUGUGAGGACUUUACUGGCAUGAACGGCUGCCAGGGGCGCGGCGCAAGGGGCACAAUAGUACAAAAGCCCAUUGUCUUUACCUUAGGCGUCAUACUCGGUGUUGGCGUAAUUGACCGUUGAUCUUCUCUUUGUUUUAGGCCGUAUGUUCGUGUGGCAAUACUCGGCGGGCAGGGAGCGCAUACUUAUAUCCUAAUCAUUGUCGAAAAGUCUCAAGCAAGCUGUCACGUCUAUCCGUACCGUUUUUGACGGUU